This is a messenger RNA of Racocetra fulgida, 2298 nucleotides long. The record is from the annotation of a GenBank genome assembly. Lineage: Eukaryota; Fungi; Glomeromycota; Glomeromycetes; Diversisporales; Gigasporaceae.
AUGCAGGAAGUCGAAAUUCUACCACGAGAUGUCUUCAUCCAUUAUCUUAAUGUUCCAAAGGGAAAAGUCAUUUUAUGGUGGUUUUCUACUAAAAAGAAAAAUAUUUCUUUUGGCUUGUUUCAGAGAAAAGAUAAUAUUGUGGCCUCCGGAAACGUUUUUAUCGCUGCUCCAAAUACUCCGGAACCUUAUCAGGACGGAAACGUAACUGGUCCAAUAUCACCUGCUAAAAUUGCAAUCUCUGAACAUAAACCUUUAGUAAAAAGUUUAGCUGCUAGUCUUAAAAGUAGAAAUUCUCUAGAUACUUAUCAGACCGAUGAAAAUGAUGAUAUAAAUGAGGAUGAUGUAAAUCCUACUUUAAAUAAUCAACAAAGUAGUCGUGUGAGAGGACGUAAAAAAUCCGUAUCAGCUCAAAUAGCUAAAGAUCCAAGUUUAAAAGAAAUAUUACCAGUUGAGCAUUAUAAUUCUGCUACAACUACAAUUAAGGAUAUUGAUGAAGAUCAAAAUGAACCUGAAAUAUCCGGCUGGUUAUUAAAAAAGAAGAGGAAAAAAAUGCAAGGGAAAAUACAUAUUGUCCUUUCAACUGUUUCGUCCAGUCAAUCUUAUCGUUCAAUACAUUUGGAUUCUGGAACUGCAACUUAUCAUCUAAAAGCUCUAACAAAUGAAGAGUUUGAUGCCUGGAUGACGGUUAUUCGUAAAUAUGUAAAUCUUUCUAAUGAAAAACAAUUUAAUGAUCUUGAAUACCACAGAGCUUCUUUUUACCAACAGCCUGGAGAAAUUGAAAGACUUCAAAGUUUAUAUUUUAAACGACAAGGCUUACUAGAAAGGCGUCAGAGUUUAAAUAAAACCAUUGACCAACAAAAUGGUUUACUUCAAAAUAAUUUGGAUGAAGAUCUCGGGAAAAUUUAUGGUGUAUUUAAUAACAUGGAUAAUGAAUUUAAAAUGAUUAAAGAGAAUUUAGAUGCUCUUAAAAGUCCAACUACUCCUCAACCCGAUACAAUCCAACCUCCUGUCACAACGCAAAUACCAUUAGAUCAAAUUCAUGAUAAAUUAUCUGUGAAUGUCACAACUUUAAAAAAAGACAAGGACCAAGCUUUUAAUUUGUUACGUGCAGAAAUCGAAAAAUGGAAAUCGGUCGACCGUGCAUAUCGUAAACUUGCUGCCGAAAAUGCUAAUUUGCAUGAGUCACAUGUUAAAAAUGAUAGCUUUGAUGAGAGGCUAGAACAUGAGUCUAAUGAUAUAGAUCAUGCUGAUAUUAAUAGUAUGAAAAAGACAAGAUCAAUGUCUAUGAGCACUAUAAAUACUCAUUCUGAAUUAUUUUUUGAUGCUGAAGAUAUUGAUUUAACUGAAGAUCUUUCUGCAACUGAAAGUGAUCUAGAUGUAAGUAAUACCAAUAUCAGUGAUGAGGAAAGUGACUCUGGUCCCACAUUUAUUCAACUUCAACCAGUCUCAGCUGGUGUGUAUGACAAACCUCUUGCUGAAAAUAAUUCUAGUGCCAGUCAACCAAUGACAAUACAAAGAAGAAAAAUUCUUCCUGCCCCAAUUUGUGGUGAAGAUGUUAGUUUACUCUCCAUUUUACGAAAAAAUGUUGGUAAAGAUUUAUCAACUGUUGCAAUGCCAAUUUCCCUAAAUGAACCAAUAAAUAUUUUACAAAAUAUGGCUGAAGCAUUAGAAUAUAGUGAAUUAUUAGAUAAAGCUGCAAGCUUCGAUAAUUCAUUAGAGAGAUUAAUAUAUGUAGCUGCAUUUGCUGUGUCAGGAUAUUCUUCUACCUAUUUUAGGACGGAAGCUUGUGAGAUCACGUUUAAUCAAAGUGGAUUAUGGAGUAGGUCUCCAAAUAGUGAGAUAGUUGGAAUAUUAUUUACGUCAAAUGGUGAAAAAUCUGGAAAGCUUGUUGGUAAAUGGAAUGAAAUAAUAUUUCAUGAGAAAGAAGGUCCAAAUCAUUUGGAAGUAAUUUGGAAAGCAAAUUCUCCAAUACCAGAUUAUGAACAAUAUUAUGGAUUUACUCAAUUUUGCAUAGAGUUAAAUGAGUUAACACCGGAUCUUGAUGGAUAUUUACCAAAUACUGAUACUAGACUUAGACCAGAUCAAAGACUUUUUGAAAAUGGUGAAGUUGAAAAAGCAGAGGCAGAAAAACUUCGUUUAGAACAAAAACAAAGAGAGUAUAGAAAGUUACUUGAGGAAAGAGGGGAACAGUGGGUUCCACAGUGGUUUGAACUAGAAGGUGAUGAGUGGGUUUAUAAAGGUGGUUAUUGGGAAGCGAGAGAGAGUAAAAGUUUUAAAACAAAACUUCAUUUGUGGUAG